Molecule: messenger RNA, 7523 nt
Organism: Phyllostomus discolor (pale spear-nosed bat)
Lineage: Eukaryota; Metazoa; Chordata; Mammalia; Chiroptera; Phyllostomidae
Gene: TRERF1
Product: transcriptional regulating factor 1
Exons: 18
Coding region: 739-4404 (1221 amino acids)
Biological process (GO): regulation of transcription by RNA polymerase II; negative regulation of DNA-templated transcription
Cellular component (GO): transcription regulator complex; histone deacetylase complex
Molecular function (GO): transcription corepressor activity
Source: RefSeq, a predicted model, not a curated record
UUCCUGAAGGGGAGGGUGGAUGCACGCGCGCGGCCCCGCGCUGCAAUUUCCACCGGGGAGGGAGAGUGGCUGGAUGCGGAGAGUUUGGAGUUGCUUGUGGCGGAGGGCAGGAAGGGUAGCAGGGCCGGGAAGGGGGCUGGCGGGCACUAUAUCUGGGAGUAAGUUUCCAGGAUCGGGAGAGCCUGCACGCUUGCUCGCUACUCUGCUUGCCCCUCAUCUCACCCCCCAAGCGGAGACUGGUCUUGUCGGAUUGCCCAUGCACUUGUUGCAGAAACAGCCAAGGCCCGGGCUCCAGAGGAUGCUGAAGGAGGAAGACACGAAGGCAGGACAGCCCUGAAAGAUUAAGCCUCUUAAUCCUGAAACAGAUCCAGGUCUCCUUUUCCCACCUGCCCAGCAGCAUGAGAGCAGCAUGACCGGCCGGCCACAGGAGAAGCCCCCAGAGCCAGGCCCCCAACUCAACCAUCCGCUGCGGAGGUCAAGGUGUGAGUGGCAUCUCUUCACCACGGUGGUGUUCGGUCCGCACCUCAGCCCGGGUGGGGCUGGAAAAUCGCCCGCUCUGCGCAUGAGUGGUACAGGCCAACAGGGACGCUUGGCUCCAGCCACGUUCACAGACAUGUCAGCCGUGGAAUAGUGUGGACGCCUUCCCUCACCUUCUCAGGGUUUCAGUCCUUUUGGGUUUGUUUCACUGACCUUUUUUUAUGAUUUUGUGGCUGGACAUUCACGACCGAGGCCGGCACCAUGGGGGAUCAGCAGCUGUACAAGACCAACCACGUGGCCCACAGUGGUGAGAACCUUUUCUACCAACAGCCACCACUUGGCGUCCAUGGUGGGCUGAACCACAAUUAUGGGAAUACAGUCACAGGGGCUGGAAUGGAUGCCCCUCAGGCCUCACCUAUUUCCCCUCACUUCCCUCAAGAUACUCGGGAUGGCCUAGGCUUGCCUGUUGGCUCCAAAAGCCUUGGCCAAGUGGAUACCUCGAGGCAGGGAGGGUGGGGUGGUCACACAGGACCUGGAAACCACGUCCAGCUACGUGGAAAUCUGACCAACUCAAACAUGAUGUGGGGGGCACCCGCCCAGGCUGAACCCGCCGAUGGCUACCAGUACACCUACUCCCAGGCCAGCGAGAUCCGGACCCAGAAGCUUACCAGCGGUGUCCUGCACAAGCUAGACUCUUUCACCCAGGUGUUUGCCAACCAGAACCUGCGCAUUCAGGUCAACAACAUGGCCCAGGUGCUGCACACCCAGUCGGCAGUGAUGGAUGGAGCCCCUGACAGUGCCCUCCGCCAGCUGCUGUCCCAGAAACCCAUGGAGCCCCCAGCACCAUCUGUCCCUGCCCGCUACCAGCAGGUGCCCCAGCAGCCUCACCCUGGUUUCACUGGUGGGCUGUCCAAACCAGCUCUUCAGGUUGGGCAGCACCCUAGCCAAGGGCACCUGUAUUAUGACUACCAGCAGCCACUGGCUCAGAUGCCAGUGCAGGGAGGACAGCCACUGCAGGGCCCACAGAUGCUGUCGCAGCACAUGCAACAGAUGCAGCAGCACCAGUAUUACUCACCGCAGCAGCAGCAACAGCAAGGUGGGCAGCAGCGUAUGCCCACCCAAGAAAUGCAGCCGCAGCUGCAGAUUCGCCCGCCACAGCUUCAGCAACAGCAGCAGCAGCUGCAGCAGCGGCAGGGUUCAAUGCAGAUACCUCAGUAUUACCAGUCCCCACCCAUGAUGCAGCACUUGCAAGAGCAGCAGCAGCAACAGAUGCACCUGCAGCCCCCUUCUUACCACAGGGACCCCCACCAGUAUACCCCGGAGCAGGCGCACGCUGUGCAGCUGAUUCAGCUGGGCUCCAUGCCCCAGUACUACUACCAGGAGCCUCAGCAGCCCUACAGCCACCCCCUCUACCAGCAGAGCCACCUGUCCCAGCACCAGCAGCGUGAGGACAGUCAGCCCAAGACAUAUUCAAGCGACAGACCGGUCCAGGCCAUGCAGAGCUCCCAUGGGGACCUGGGGCCUUCCGAUACAGGAAUGGGAGACCCAGCAAGCUUGGACCUGAACCGGGUCAGCAGUGCCCUUCCCCAUCGGCCGCUCAUGUCCCCCAGUGGGAUCCACCUCAACAACGUGGGGCCUCAGCACCAGCAGCUGUCUCCUAGUGCCAUGUGGCCCCAGAUGCACCUACCUGAUGGCAGAGCCCAGCCAGGGUCUCCUGAGUCAAGCGGCCAACCAAAAGGUGUGUUUGGAGAGCAGAUUGAUGCCAAGAACAAGCUGACAUGCUCCAUCUGCCUAAAGGAGUUCAAGAGCUUGCCCGCCCUGAAUGGCCACAUGCGGUCCCAUGGGGGAAUGAGGGCCUCCCCCAGCCUCAAACAGGAGGAAGGAGAGAAGGCCCCACCACCGCAGCCCCAGCCACUGCCGCCUCCACUGCCACCGCAGCUCCCUCCUGAGGCAGAAAGCCUCACGCCUAUGGUCAUGCCCGUGUCUGUCCCUGUCAAGCUUCUCGUGCCCAAGCCCAGCUCUAAGAGCUUCGCCAACAGCGUCGUUGCCGCCCCCUCUGCCAGAGACAAGCCAGCCAGCUCGAUGUCGGACGACGAGAUGCCCGUACUCGUGAGGAUGACCCUCUCUCCCCCACACUCACCCCAAGGGGCUGUCCCCUGCACGCCUGCUGAAAUUCCCCGGAAGCACCAGCCUGGCGUGGCCAAAGCUGAGGAGUCGCUCAAGCCCGCACCGGAGAAGGAGAAGAAGAAGUUCCGGCACCGACCGGAGCCGCUCUUCAUCCCGCCCCCGCCCUCCUACAACCCCAACCCCGCCUCCUCCUACUCGGGCGCCACCCUGUACCAGAGCCAGCUGCGCUCCCCGCGAGUCUUGGGGGACCACCUGCUCCUAGACCCCGCCCACGAGCUGCCCGCCUACACGCCCCCGCCCAUGCUGAGCCCGGUGCGCCAGGGUUCCGGGCUCUUCAGCAAUGUCCUCCUCGCGGGGCAAGGUCCCGGCGCGCACCCCCAGCUGCCCCUCACGCCCCUGACGCCCACGCCGCGCGUGCUGCUGUGUCGCUCCAACAGCAUCGAUGGCAGCAAUGUGACUGUCACCCCCGGGCCUGGAGAGCAGACCAUUGAUGUUGAACCGCGCAUCAACAUCGGCCUGAGAUUCCAAGCAGAGAUCCCAGAGCUCCAGGAUGUCUCUGCCGUGGCCCAGGACACACACAAGGCCACACUAGUCUGGAAGCCCUGGCCAGAGUUGGAAAACCAUGACCUACAACAAAGAGUGGAGCAUCUCCUGAAUUUGUGCUGUUCAAGUGCAUUGCCCGGUGGAGGGACCAAUUCUGAAUUUGCUUUGCACUGUCUCUUCGAGGCCAAAGGUGAUGUGAUGGCUGCUCUGGAAAUGUUGCUGCUGCGGAAGCCAGUCAGGUUAAAAUGUCAUCCUUUAGCAAAUUACCACUAUGCCGGCUCGGACAAGUGGACCUCCCUGGAAAGAAAACUGUUUAAUAAAGCACUAGCCACUUACAGCAAAGACUUUAUUUUUGUACAGAAGAUGGUGAAGUCUAAGACAGUGGCUCAGUGUGUGGAGUACUACUACACGUGGAAGAAAAUCAUGCGGUUAGGACGGAAGCACCGGACACGCCUCACGGAGCUCAUCGACGACAGCGUGACGAGUGAAGAAGAAGACGAGUUGGAGGAAGAGGAGGAGGACCAGGAAGAAGAUAGGAAAUCCACACGAGAAGAAGAGAGUGAAGUGCCCAAGUCCCCAGAGCCACAGCCGGGCCCGGUCCUGGCUCCCGCAGAGGGACCGCCCCUGCAGGCCCUCAGCCAGCCCUCAGGCUCCUUCAUCUGUGAGAUGCCCAACUGUGGGGCUGACUGUAGAUGUCAUGUCACUCCCUUUCUUCCCCAGGUGUUCAGCUCCCGACAGGCCCUGAACGGCCAUGCCCGCAUCCAUGGUGGCACCAAUCAGGUGACCAAAGCUCGGGGCACUGUACCCUCUGGGAAGCAGAAGCCUGGCAGCGCCCAGAGCGGGUACUGCUCGGUGAAGAGCUCGCCUUCCCACAGCACCACCAGCGGCGAGACAGACCCCACCACCGUCUUCCCCUGCAAGGAGUGUGGCAAAGUCUUCUUCAAGAUCAAAAGCCGGAAUGCACACAUGAAAACUCACAGGCAGCAGGAGGAGCAGCAGAGGCAAAAGGCUCAGAAGGCGGCCUUUGCGGCAGAAAUGGCGGCCACGAUCGAGAGGACUACGGGGCCGGCGGGGGCCCCGGGGCUGCUGCCCCUGGACCAGCUGAGCCUGAUCAAACCCAUCAAGGACGUGGACAUCCUCGAUGACGACGUCGUCCAGCAGUUGGGAGGCGUCAUGGAAGAGGCCGAGGUCGUGGACACCGACCUCCUCUUGGAUGACCAAGAUUCGGUUCUGCUUCAGGGGGACACGGAGCUGUAAAGGCCUGCCUGUCCCUCGGAGACAGGGCGAACUCUCGGCCCGCGUCUCACGGACGGGGAGGCCUGGACUGCCUGCUUGUUUCGUAACCAUUUUAAACUACCUGUUUAAAAAGUGGUUGUUUUAUUCAGGUUGAGAAGAAAAAAAUCCAGUUUCUUUUUUCUUUUAUUUAAAAGAAGUUUGUUUUUCUGUGGGAGGUUAGGGGGAAUAAAUAAUUGGCACAACUCUAUGUAAGAGAUGUUUCCUCUGGGCUGCGUUCCCGCGAGCUCCUUCCCGGCGGGAGCGAGCCUGGCGCUCGUGCUCGUUCGCUGUCCCACGCCAGCCGUCCCGACCGCCUCCUGCCCCGAGGCUUGCGGCGGGUGUGCGGGCGCGUGUGGCUGUGUGAAGCAGGCUGCCCGCUUCUUGCGAGGGCCUUGGGCCAUCCUUGCCCACCGAGAGUUGUUUGUCGCGUUGUUCUGUUCUGACCUCAUUCUGUGCUGUGCCAUGACCCUGGCGACCCUGCCAGGAGGCUGCGCUAGCGGGCCGCCCUCCAGAGAGCUGAGUUAGCCCUCAUGUGCCGCGCUUUCCUCUGCACACACGUCAUGUGAAGAGUGGGCCAGAUGGGAGAAUGCGUUUUCCCCCUGCCUCGCCUGUCACUUGGCCUGUCCCAGGAACUGAGUGCUGUGUAAUUUCAGGCGUGCGCUCCCUGGCCGUGACUCGAGAAGACCCGCUUUGUAGGGCAAGUGCAGUGUCCUCUUCCCUGCUGCCUGGGGCAGGUUGGCACGUCGCAGGGUGGCAGAGCUGUGUCUCAGCGAGAGCCCACUGCAAGCCCAUCUGGAAGAAAAUAACCCCAACUGUUAAGUCGCCAGGGCUGUGUUUAGGGGGCGUGGUUGAGAGGCACAUAGUGAAGUACCUGGAAUGCCAAGAAAUGUUCUGUGCCCAAAAACUAGGUCAGAAGAGCCCGUUCUGCUCGGCAGCACUGUCCGUGGUCGGCGGGGCUCUGAAGCGACUCCGUGCCAUUCGGGAGUACUGUGACACUUCGCUUGCUGGGAUUUUGCUGUAAUUCGUCUAUGCUAGACUGAAGUUUACCUUGUUAACUAUGAAGAGAAGGGGUGUCUGAGAAAUUUGAUAGCAAACACAGGAAAUAGCAUUAAAGGCCAACAAAAAAUGGUUUCAUGUACCACUUUAGCGACAAUGUUUGCAUUCAAACAAUGAAUGUAUUCAUUAACGUCAUUUACCAAAGCACUUCUAGAAUCCUCCAAGCUACAGAACUCUGCCUCCUCCUGUCCCUGUCAUUAGGGUUGCUGUUUGUACUUGAAGGUAAUAACCUGUAAUUCCUCAAAAAUGUCACUCGUCUCAGGCUUUUGAGUUGAGUCAGACUGACCUGUCCCACUGUUAGGGCAAACGAGUACGCACCUUCAGGGUGGGGCAAGGCCUCGGCACAGGGAGGACCACUCCGGUGGAGAGGACCCCCAGCUUUAAUGCACGGCUUCCGGAGACCAGGCCUGGCCCACCCCAGGUAGGCUGGCUCCCCAGCUCCUAGAGGUGUGCCAGCCGUGCCAGACCACUUUGUGGGCACGUAAUGGCUUGCCAUUAGAGAAGACGUCAGCAGGAAUGUGAGGACAGGGCCCGAUGUCCUUUCCAGUUUGACUCUGCAGGAGCAUUCAGCACACACUGGGGGCCCCGGCGGCCCCGCGCAGGCAGCAUUGUCUCAGUCUCAGGAAAGCUGAGGGCAGAAGAUAAAUACAAAGGUUCUCUUCAUUUAAUCGUUCUGUUUUCAGAAGAGGUCUUGGAGGUUUCCUUCAUCUUUUCUUUAGGGGGGAGAAAAGAUGUUUUAUUUGCUGCCAUUUCAGCCAGGUUAUUCUCUCAUAUGUUCUGAGCUCAGACCUGCCCUGGGCACUGUGCAUCAGCUUCGUGGCAGAACUUCCAGAACCUUCCCAGCUGUGAUACUGGCCGACGGCAUCUGUCCCAGUGACUACUUCCCUCUGCUUGCAGGUGUCUGAGGGUGAUUCUGGAAAGGUUCUGCUAUCGGGUAUAUGAAAACUUAGCUAUCAAAGGAGCCAACGCCCAUAACAAUGUUUAUAAAGCACAUGCAUUCAUUCUGUUUGGAGCCUUGCCCAGCUGUUCCAGUUUUAAACAUUAAAAAUAAACUUGAGUUGCCAAGGCAAAAAUAUAAUGCACAAUUUAAUUUCGAUUUUCCAUGCAGUAUAGUGUAAGCAUUUUUGACUUGAAAUAACCAAAGAACUCCUCCUUAAUGAGACAGUUCGAAUUCCUGAAUUAGUAUUUUUUUGCCAAUAUCGACUUAAAGAAAUGACUUCAUAGUGACACAUUGUACUUACUUUUUGUCUGAAAUGAGUCUGCCUGCAUGGGUGUGUUGUCCUAGCUUCCCCCACCCUGAAGAACUUCGCUUCCUAAAGAUCAAUCAAUGUCUUCAACACGGUUACUGUUUACUAUCAGAUGGUUUUUCAUUAGUGAAUUUAGAUCUCUUUGAGAAAGCUUGUAUAUAAAAAGUUAACAGAUAUAUUUUAUGGAAAAACCCAUCUUAUUUUCAAAUAUAUUUAACUGCUGUUAUAUUUUAUUAGAGGAAGGCUGUAAAUAUUUUCUAGGAGUUCUAUUGUAAAGAAAAGUAUUUUUGAAAAAAAUUAAUGUAAUAAAAACGAAAACAUUUUUAAAUAGUGGUUGUGAUUGCUUCCUGUUCUGGCUUUGUUAUGUUCUGUUCUCCGCAGGUGACUUGCAUGCCUUCCCAUUUCAGGAUGCAGUUUAUCCAGGUUUGCACUAUGAGUUGACAUCAUAAUAUCUAGUGUGCUUCACUGUAUUUCCCCGGAAUGCAGGUCCCUUGGUCCGUAUCAAGAGCACUAUGUAUAGCAUAUUCAUAAUUUUUCUUUUGUAAUGUGUGUAUUUUUAAUAAGGAUUUUAUGUAACAUUUUGGCAAAGAGAGGACAGUAUUUUCUAGUGAAUUUUAUAAUACAUUUUGCUAAAAAUGUUUCUUCCUAGGUCAGUUUUUGUUAAGGUGAACCAAAAGUCUUAUUUUACCAGGGGUUUAAAAAAAGUUUGAAGCUUGAAAGCAAAGUUAUAUUUAAACAUCAUAUGUAACAAAUAAAUAAAAAUGUUUUAUAGACUUGUCAAAAAAGGGUGCAUUCCUU